CCAAGGGCACUUCCGGGAAGAAGUGGUUCCUUUGGCCCGCCCCUCGCAUCCUGACGUGAUUCCUCCUGCGCAGGCGUGCUGUCAGUGCCUUUCAACGCCAUGGCGGACCCAGAAUCCCUGGGCUUUGAGCACAUGGGCCUGGAUGCCCGGCUUUUGCAGGCGGUCACGGACCUGGGAUGGUCGCGACCCACACUGAUCCAGGAAAAGGCCAUCCCUCUGGCCCUGGAAGGAAAGGACCUUCUGGCCCGGGCCCGCACAGGCUCCGGGAAGACAGCUGCUUACGCGAUUCCGAUGCUGCAGCAGCUGCUCCACAGGAAGGCGAUAGGUCCCGUCGUGGAACAGGCUGUGAGAGGCCUCGUUCUUGUUCCUACAAAGGAGCUGGCACGGCAAGCCCAAUCCAUGAUUCAGCAGCUAGCUGCCUACUGUGCUCGGGAUGUGCGGGUGGCCAAUGUCUCAGCUGCAGAAGACUCAGCUUCUCAGAGAGCUGUGCUAAUGGAGAAGCCAGAUGUUGUGGUGGGAACCCCAUCUCGCAUAUUAAGCCAUUUGCAGCAGGACACCUUAAAACUGCGAGACUCCUUGGAGCUGUUGGUAGUUGAUGAGGCUGAUCUUCUUUUUUCCUUUGGCUUUGAGGAAGAGCUCAAGACUAUUCUCUGUCACUUACCCCGGAUUUACCAGGCUUUCCUCAUGUCAGCUACUUUUAAUGAGGAUGUACAAGCGCUGAAGGAACUGGUUCUACACAACCCGGUUACCCUCAAGUUACAGGAGUCCCAGCUUCCAGGGCCAGACCAGUUACAACAAUUUCAAGUGGUCUGCGAAACUGAAGAAGAUAAAUUUCUGCUGCUCUAUGCCCUGCUCAAGCUGUCGUUGAUACGAGGAAAAUCCCUGUUAUUUGUUAACUCUUUGGAGCGGGGUUAUAGGCUUCGCCUAUUCUUGGAACAGUUUAGCAUCCCCUCCUGCGUGCUCAAUGGAGAACUCCCACUGCGCUCCAGGUUUGACAUCAUAUUGCUUAGCAAUAAGUUUUGCAAAUUCUUGGGUGCCAACAGUUAA
Messenger RNA from Perognathus longimembris pacificus (Pacific pocket mouse), 1047 nucleotides. RefSeq names its product probable ATP-dependent RNA helicase DDX56. The record is from RefSeq and is a predicted model, not a curated record. Gene Ontology annotation, molecular function: ATP binding; RNA helicase activity; nucleic acid binding. The transcript is spliced from 6 exons. The coding region runs from base 100 to 1047 and encodes 315 amino acids. Gene Ontology annotation, cellular component: nucleolus. Lineage: Eukaryota; Metazoa; Chordata; Mammalia; Rodentia; Heteromyidae.